UAUGUUUAUAUAAAUUCUACAAUCUGAAAGAACUUUUAGACAAUUUUAAAUGUGAUACCCCCCAAGAAAGGUUCCCACAAAAUGAAGUGUAUACUAAUAUUUAAUCAUUUAAACGAUGUUAUCUACUCAAGAUAUAAUGAAAAAUUUCGUGAACAUAUUACAAAUGUUGCAAUUUCACAAAAUCUUAUUGAAAAAUCUGAGAUUGAAAAUGAAGAUCAAAUUAAUGCAAAUAUCAUAAUGCAAGUAUUUUCACCGAUUGUUACAUCUCAAAGGAUUAUGAAUUGUCAAUUUGGUAAUUCGUAUACAUCAAUACAAUGCCAAGAUGGUUUAAAUGUUGUUUUUAUCGAGUAUAUGGGGUAUUUGUAUGUGCAAAUUGGAAAUCAAACUGUGCCCUUUAUAAAACGAUCGUUGGGAAUAUGUGUAUCGUUUGUGAGACAUUUAUGCGGACCUGAUGUAUACCUAUUAAAGAACAAUGAUUCCCGACGUACAUUGUUAUCAAGUUUAUUAUCAAUAUGGGAGAAUCUACGUGAGAAUGAUCAAGCAAUACUUGUGGAAGCUGUUGAACAGCUUAUGGUUAACGCUGAUUUAGGUUCAGCCACAUUAAAAUCAUUACAAGAAGUUACCGAAAAAUUGAAAACACAAUUGGAUUUAUCACGAACGCAUGCAAUGAUUUUAGUACAAAAUAAAUUCAUGUCUUUAUAUUCAAGUCGUAACGCCAACGACUUAUCACCAUCUGAUAUCAUAUUUGUAAGUCUAUUGACAAUAUUAUCAUCACAACAAAAUUCUGAUAUACUUAACAACACAGACAGCUCCGACGAUACAGAUAGUUCAACAUCUGAAAGAAAAUUAACGACAUACUUAGCAUUAUUAAUGGGUAACGGAACCUUACCCCAAUGUAUACCACAUUUAAUUCACAUUAUACCGAUCACAGACGAAGUACGAAUGCUAAUCUUAAUCGAAAAUGGUAACAAUACAAUAUCAUCGGGCAUCUAUGAGAUCUUCCACAAUUUUAAUAUCAUGCAAACAGUACAAAUGCAAAAGGAUUCAACAUCAAUACGACCCGCUUUAGAGAAUUUAGAUAAUGCAAUAAAAAAAGUAUUAGACGCAUUUAAAAAGACAAAAAAUCUAAAUGAUGAAUUGGAUAAUUGUCAAAAGAAAUUAGCAAAUAAAUGGGAUACAAUUCAUAAAAAAUAUAAAGAAUUUUUAAAAACAUGUGAUGCUGAAUGUGUGCUACGGAUCGAAUCCAACACAAUGGUUUUUAUUGAAACGUUACGUGAGCUAUUAGAGUUAGCGGUGUUUAAUACAACAUGUGGGAAUGUAAAUGUUAAUGAAUGUAUUAUUGAGGCAGCGAAAAAUGUUAAUAAACGUUUAUCGACGUUUAGUGAUUUUUUAAAAGUGAAGGCGAUACGAAAUUUUACACUUGGAUCAAGAUCUUCCCUAACCAUCAACAAGUAUUUGGAAGAAUUUCCAGGUCUUGUACAUUUUUUAUAUAUUGAUCGUGCAAAUCAUCGUAUUACAGCACCAAGUUUAGAUUUUACAUCAGAGGAAACAGUCAAUUUAACAAAACAAAAGAUUUGGUCAAUGGUGGAUUUUGCCCAUAGUCAUUUACAACAAGGUCAUCUAUCAUUUAUGUGGAAAGAUACUAUUUUUAAUUACGCUUAUUUCUUAUGGUUUGAAGAUUCUGCUGGUGGACCCUUAAAACCUAAAGUGUAUCCUGCUAAUGUUGGAAAAGUAUUACCAACGCCUGGUAUUUUAGUUACAGACUUUUAUAAAAAAUUAAUUGAAGUAUGCUUUCCAAAACAAUCAAACACAAAAAUUAAAUGUUACGAAUUAUUUUGUAUACAUUUAGGUUUAGCAACUUCAUCCUGUGUUUUGGAACACUCAAGACGUUUAGCAGCAACGAUUUGGGAUGUUACCGGUGUGCCAAAUAAUCCAAUUGAUUUGUUAUAAACUUUUUUUUUCCGUUAAAAUAUUAUUAUUAAUUAUUA
Molecule: messenger RNA, 1988 nt
Organism: Chrysoperla carnea
Lineage: Eukaryota; Metazoa; Arthropoda; Insecta; Neuroptera; Chrysopidae
Gene: HPS1
Product: Hermansky-Pudlak syndrome 1 protein homolog
Exons: 8
Coding region: 82-1950 (622 amino acids)
Biological process (GO): vesicle-mediated transport
Cellular component (GO): BLOC-3 complex
Molecular function (GO): guanyl-nucleotide exchange factor activity
Source: RefSeq, a predicted model, not a curated record